AUGUCGCUAGAUAUAUCCAAAGACACUUUGGCUCGUUUUCGGGCUGUAAAGAGUUUCAAACCAGGAGACAACGAUGUGGCGCCGGUCACCUCGUUGAAUUUCGACGACCACGGUCGCUAUCUAUUAGCAGCAUCCGCCAACGAUAACAUGCACCUUUACGACGCUAUGAACUGUAGAUUUCUGAACACGGUAGCCUCCAAGAAAUACGGGUGCCAUUCUGCCAAAUUCACACACUCUCAAAACGAAUGCGUCUACUCGUCUACUAUGAAGAGCUUCGAUAUUCGACAUUUGAAUCUCGAAACCAAUCAAUAUCUGCGGUAUUUCACAGGCCAUGGUGCUUUGGUAAGCGAUCUACAAAUGAGUCCGCUCAACGACACUUUCCUGUCUGCAUCAUACGACGAGUCGGUACGACUUUGGGAUUUGCGCACAUCUAAAGCCCAGGCUAUCGUGCCUAGUCUGGUACCUAACUGCAUCGCGUACGACCCCAGUGGACUUGUUUUCGCGUUAGGAAACCCAGAAAAUCACGAAAUAGGCCUAUACAACCUUAAAGAACUGAAAAAUGGGCCGUUCCUCGUUAUAAAAGUCAACCCCGGCUUCCAUCAGUGGUCCAAGCUCGAAUUCUCCAAUGAUGGUAAGUACAUUCUCCUGGCCUCAUCUGCCGGAAAACAAAUUAUACUCGACGCGUUUGAUGGCUCACAGCUUUUCGAGCUCUCGGGGACUCGUCCUUUCCCGCUCAGAGAAUUUAUGGACGCUGGCUCUGCAUGUUUCACACCGGAUGGCGCCUUCACGCUCAGCACUGACUACGCUGGUAAGAUUGCCAUCUAUAAUCAUUCCGAGUCCAUCAGCGGAAAAACUCUCAAACCUUGUGCGUCUAUUGUCGCAGCCCCAGACUCUUGUCCCAGAACCAUUGCAUUUAAUCCAAAAUACAGCAUGUUUGUCACAGCCGAUGAAAGUGUUGAUCUAUAUGUUUUUGAUAAACCUGUAUAG
This is a messenger RNA of Lachancea meyersii CBS 8951, 987 nucleotides long. Lineage: Eukaryota; Fungi; Ascomycota; Saccharomycetes; Saccharomycetales; Saccharomycetaceae. The record is from the annotation of a GenBank genome assembly.